CCUAAUCUGUAUCUAAAUGUAAUAUAAAUAUGUAUGUCAUCCUUUCUUUGUUUUGUAAGAUAAAAAAAAGAGUAAUUUAAUCUUUCGUCUUCACUACGUAUAAUUUACUACGUGCUGCUAUUCAUUUUCGUUUCAUUUUCACAGCUGCGGCAACUAUGAUGAAGAUUGGGAAAAGAGGACUUCAUUAUCUACAGACGUUAAAUAAUGUCCCUAAGAAUUUGAUAGAGAAGGGCCAGAGUAGAGUCAUUGAGGCAUCUCUUACUCUUAUUCGUGAGAGAGCAAAACUUAAAGGAGAGCUAGUCCGGGCGUUGGGUGGUGCUAAAGCUUCAGCGACUCUUCUUGGAGUUCCUCUUGGGCAUAAUUCAUCAUUUUUACAAGGUCCAGCAUUCGCUCCACCAAGGAUUCGAGAGGCCAUCUGGUGUGGAAGCACAAAUUCGAGUACAGAGGAAGGUCAGGAGUUGGCUGACCCUAAAGUCUUAACAGACGUUGGUGAUGUUCCUGUUCAAGAGCUUCGAGAUUGUGGAAUAGAUGAUGACAGAUUGAUGAAUAUUAUCAGUGAGUCUGUCAAAUUAGUAAUGGAAGAAAGUCCAUUGCGCCCCUUAGUAUUAGGAGGUGACCAUUCAAUAUCAUAUCCUGUAGUUAGAGCCGUGUCUGAGAAGCUUGGAGGGCCUGUGGAUGUCCUUCACCUUGAUGCACAUCCCGACAUCUAUGAUUGUUUUGAAGGAAACAAGUAUUCACAUGCAUCUUCUUUUGCCCGAAUUAUGGAAGGUGGUUAUGCUCGCCGGCUCUUGCAGGUUGGCAUUCGGUCAAUAACAAGUGAAGGACGUGAACAAGGGAAAAGAUUUGGAGUUGAGCAAUAUGAAAUGCGAACAUUUUCUAAAGAUCGUCAUUUCUUAGAGAAUCUGAAACUUGGAGAGGGUGUUAAGGGAGUGUAUAUUUCAAUAGACGUGGAUUGUCUUGACCCUGCAUUUGCUCCUGGUGUUUCCCAUAUCGAGCCCGGAGGUCUCUCUUUUCGAGAUGUUCUCAACAUUCUCCACAAUCUUCAAGCUGAUGUUGUUGCUGCAGAUGUGGUCGAGUUCAAUCCACAACGUGAUACUGUUGACGGGAUGACUGCCAUGGUUGCUGCUAAAUUGGUCAGAGAGUUAACUGCAAAAAUAUCAAAGUAGAUACUCUCACAAGGCAUGGAUCAGUUUUCAUGUUUGAUCUUUGUGACAUCUGAAAGGUGAGUUUCGUUUGUCCAUUAUCAACUUGGUUGACCAAAUCUUCUGCAGUCUAGAGCUGUUCAAUAAUUCAAUUGUAACUUGAUGACAGUCAUUCAGUCAGUUUCUUGUUGGAAUAUAUCUGAAGAACUCUGAUUGAUUGAUAUAGUUCAAACCAUCUUUAUAACUAAUUAUGCUUGCCCUAGUUUAAAUAAAAGGUUAUAAACUUUAGUCCGUU
Messenger RNA from Erigeron canadensis, 1437 nucleotides. Its product is annotated as arginase 1, mitochondrial. NCBI's taxonomy places the organism in Eukaryota, Viridiplantae, Streptophyta, Magnoliopsida, Asterales, Asteraceae. The record is from RefSeq and is a predicted model, not a curated record. The transcript is spliced from 7 exons. Bases 156 to 1166 code for a protein of 336 amino acids. Gene Ontology annotation, molecular function: metal ion binding; agmatinase activity.